Molecule: messenger RNA, 1902 nt
Organism: Penicillium antarcticum
Lineage: Eukaryota; Fungi; Ascomycota; Eurotiomycetes; Eurotiales; Aspergillaceae
Product: putative C6 transcription factor
Exons: 6
Coding region: 1-1902 (633 amino acids)
Biological process (GO): regulation of DNA-templated transcription; DNA-templated transcription
Molecular function (GO): zinc ion binding; DNA binding; DNA-binding transcription factor activity, RNA polymerase II-specific
Source: RefSeq, a predicted model, not a curated record
AUGAAUCCUUCGAGUGCAGAUGAACCUCGUAAGAGGACGGCCCGUGCCUGUGAUUCAUGUUACAAGCGAAAGGUAUAUUCUAUGACCCCUUGGGUGCCCUCCCCCGCUAACACUGCCAAGAUCAAAUGCGAUGCUGCGGUGCCGCAAUGUAAUUGGUGCAGCCACCACAAUAUUCCUUGCACGUUCGAUCGAGUAGUGCACAGAAAGAGAAAAUGUGGUAGUGAUGAGGGACGCCCCAAAGUUUCACGGCUGUCGGAGCGGAUUAGCCGCAUUGAGCGGCUCCUUGCUGAAAAUUUAACUCAAGAUCAGAUAUCAGAGCGUGAGGAUACGCCUCAGUCUCCUCAGGCCACUACAACGGCCAGCAACUCCCCCAGUACUCAUCAACCGAUAGACUCGUCAUCAGCUCGUGUUCAUUUUGCAGGAAAAGAACUAGGCGUUAUCAGUCUACUGACUGGCACGCCGUUCCUUUUCCCCGAAGGUCAGGCAUGGAUUGAAGCUCGAACCGGGCAAAAAAUUCCAAUUGACACACUCAGCCCAUCACGAGCACCAUGGGAAAAAGAGCGUGGCCAAAGUUUCAAUACGCUUUUGAUGAAUAUGAAUGCCCUCAGCCCAUUUGACCUACCUGACUAUGGGGUUUUGCAGGCGCAUCUCGAAGCUUUCAAAGCUUCAAAAGUUAUGCGACGCAUCUUUCCCAUCAUCGAUUUUGACCUCUUUGAUGAGACCAUCAAAACGGCUUACAAGCGCCCGGGUCCUACCUUUGGCUAUGGACAAGCUAGUGCACGGGUCUGUGUUAUUGCUUUUCUCACCUUUAUUUCUCGCCUUCCUCAUGUCAAGGAAACACUUGCUGCUUUGAACAUAGCUCCGGUUGACUAUGAUCUGCUUGCUACGAGGGCACAAUUUCUGAUACCCCAAGUGCUUCAAGAGAAUCCUAGUCUGGACGCUGCCCAGGCGCUCACCAUUUUGACUCUCGUUGAACUAUCAGCUGGAAAUAUGCGGGCAACCAAUUACUAUGGCGGAAUCACAGCGCGGUUGAUUUUCAUGCUUGGUGGGAACGUAUUGAACAGCCAGGCCUACUCAUUCGAUAAACGCCGCCAGCAAAAAGACCGGCAACUACGAAACUUGUUUUGGAUUUGCUACACAAUGGACAAAGAUAUUGCUCUCCGCACAGGCCAGCCGCCAACGAUCAGCGACGAGAAUUGUGAUCUUACACUGCCCCCGGGCUAUCUCGAACGAGCAUUCUUAGACGUGGAAGACGAGGAUGCCCCGUUCCUGGGACCGGUCUUUCCAUUUGACCUGCGUCUGAGCAUAAUCAAGGCCCGAGCCCACCGAGAGCUCUAUUCAGUGAGUAGUCUUCGAAAAUCCGAUGCCGAGCUUCUCAAGUCCAUUCGGGUACUAGAUGAUGAGCUUGAAGAGUGGCGUCUCUCGGUUCCUCCUGCAUGGCGUCCAACCAUGUCGUUUUCUUCGGAGACAUCGGAUCCCAAUAUGGCGAGUGGAAGAUGUAAAUCAUGGAUGGAAGGGCAAAAUGGCAUGAUGGAUGGAGUGAGUUCGAGUAUGGCUCUGUCGGUGGAAGCUAGUCGAUCAAGUCUCUGUUACCUUGAGGCGGCUGAACAUGUGGUGGUCGAUGGAGUCUUCUGGACACUCAUCUUCUACCCCAUGUCUGCGCUACUCACCAUCUUCUGCAGCAUUCUGCAGAACCCACUGGAUCCACAUUCGCGCGAAGACUUGGACCGGUUAAAGGUUGCUACUGUCAUGAUGGAGCGUAUCUUCUCACGAAAGCUGCCCGAUAGUGAGCUUGUGCAUUUCAAGAUGGUCGCAGACUUCGUUAUGGAGUUGAAGCGACUAGCUGAAUGUGCCAUUGACAAGGCUUGGGCAGAGCAGCGGGCCAGCCACAUGUCGAAAUGA